Molecule: messenger RNA, 1135 nt
Organism: Solea senegalensis (Senegalese sole)
Lineage: Eukaryota; Metazoa; Chordata; Actinopteri; Pleuronectiformes; Soleidae
Product: transmembrane protein 163-like
Exons: 8
Coding region: 195-1055 (286 amino acids)
Cellular component (GO): synaptic vesicle membrane
Molecular function (GO): zinc ion binding
Source: RefSeq, a predicted model, not a curated record
CCUCAUCUUCCCUUAUCGCCAUCUCUUAUCUUCCUCUCCUGCGCAACUGAGUCGACACCGGUGGCAGAGCGGACGCGCUGGAUGGCUGCUGCACUUAACGAACCGGCGUGAAUCCCCCCCUUUUUUUUGUUUGUUUGUGACAAUCUUUCUCCUACCUGAGCCUGAAAAGAACAGAAACAACAACUGCAGCAACAAUGACAGACCCGGCGACUCAAGAGUCCUACCCUGUCCCGGACCCGACUAUUGUGGAUGCGACGGUGCGGAACGGCCAGUGCCCCCCGGAUGGCUUCACUAACAACCACCACCAGCCAGCCAAGAGCCCCAGCCAGCCCGAGGCGCUCAACACGGGCCAGGAGAUGAAAAUGACCGAGACUGUGGAGGGAGAAGGUCUCCUGGAGAGCAGCAUGCGUCUGAAGCCCCACGAGGCCCAGAGCUACAGGAAGAGGGCCCUCUGGGUGUCAUGGAUCUCCAUCGUGGUCACACUCAUUCUGGCCGUGACAGCAUUCACUGUAUCAUUCAUGAGACACAGCGCAUCAGCCUUUGGAUUUGCUUUUGAUGCAACACUGGACGUCAUGUCAUCAAUCAUCGUCCUGUGGCGCUACAGCAACGCCGCCGCAGUGCACUCUGCGCACAGAGAGUACAUAGCAUGUGUCGUCCUCGGCGUCGUGUUUGUUCUCUCGUCCUUGUGCAUCCUUGGGAAGGCCAUCCAUAAUCUGGCCACCCGGAUGCUCCCGGAAGUGGACGACUUCCUCUUCAGUGUGUCCAUAGUGAGCGGGCUCCUGUGUUCUCUGCUGGCUGUGGUCAAGUUCAUGUUGGGAAGAGUUCUGACCAGUCGGGCACUUAUCACUGAUGGGUUUAACUCCCUGGUUGGAGCUAUUAUGGGAUUUUCCAUUCUGGUCAGUGCUGAGGUUUAUAAGAACCAUGCUGAUGUCUGGUUUUUGGAUGGCUCCAUCGGAGUGAUCAUUGGAUUCAUCAUUAUGGCAUAUGGCAUCAAACUCCUGAAGGACAUGGUGCCCCGAGUGAGGCAGACAAGGAACUAUGAACGCUUUGAUUGACAUACGCGCGUGUGUUGACCAGAAGAGCAGUUUAACACACACACACACAAGCACACACACUCACUCACUCGCACAAACAC